AUGAAUAUUCAUCAAAUGAAAAGUUCCGAUUUAUUUGUGACAGUUGAUGGCAAUCAAGAGCGACAUCAGCAUGAUCAAGUUGUAUUCGAGGGUGUUGCUGAUCAUUAUGUUAAAGGUGAAGAUGUUACAGCUUGUUUUACAAUUUCACAUGAUAUGAAGGUCGAUUCAAGUGAUCAAAUAGGUUUAUUGCGUGUUGGUUCAACCAAUAUUCAAGAAUGUUUAGCAUAUGCACCAGUUCAAUUAAAUUUAUUAACAACAUCAGAGUCGACUUGUCGUGGCACAGCAACAUUUUCAUCAUCAUCAUUACCUGUCACUGACGAUGAAUUUUAUCAAUUUUCUUAUAUCGUUGAUAAACGAAAAUGUCUUGGUUCAUCAAUUCCAUUUCAAUUAAAUUGUUCAAUCGAUGAUAUUGAUUUAUUAUCAAGUUCACUAAUAGAAGCAUCAUUGGAAAGAAAACCGAUGUCAACAAAUAGUGAUGGUCUUAUUGCAUUAGCUGAUCAUGAUAAUGAUGAUCUUGUUGUUAUUCAUACAAAAGGAAUGUUAGUUGAAGAAAAAUUACGUCAAGAAAAUCGUCAAUUAUUCGAAAUGAAUCGACGUUUAGAACAACAAAAAGAUGAAUGUAAAUUCAAACUUGAUUUAUUAGAUUUAAAAUCUAACGAAUAUAUUAAUAAAGUUAAAAAUGAUAUGCAAACACUUGCUUUAAGUCAUAAGGCGACUAUCGAAGAAUUAUCAUCACGUCAACGUUCAGAAACUAAACUACGUAGAGAAUACGAUGCUUGUCGUUCUUUAUGUACUCAAUAUCAAACAGAAGCAAAACAAUUUGCUGAACGUUCUCGUGCACUUGAAGAUUUUAAUAUAAAAUUGUCCGAUGAAAGAAGUCAAUUGAGUUCACAUUUUUCAUCAGCAACGGAAUUAAAUGAAAAACAAGCAAUUGAAAUCAAUGAUUUGAAAAAACACUUAUCCGACUCGGAUGAAUUAUUAAAAGCAGCAAAUCAAUAUCAAUGUCAAUUAGAACAACAAUUACGAGAUUUACGCUUAACAACAGAAAAAUAUCAAAUAUCAAUGCAAGGACAAAUCGAUGCAUAUGCAAAACAAGCAUCACAACAAGUCAAUCAAAUACAUGCUUUAGAAAGUGUAAAUAAUUUAUUGAAAGAAGAAUUAAAUACAGUCAAAGCCGAUAAUACAUUCUUAUUAACCAUGGCUAAACAAGAUAAACAAUUAACAAACGAAUUACAACAACAAAUGGAUGAUUUAAAUGAAAAACAUCGAUUAGACAUUGAACAAAAACAAAAUGAAUUGGAAAGACUUGGGAAAGAAUUCGAACAAUUCAAAGGCAAUCAGAAUGAUUUGAUGACUUUAAAAAAUUCUUUCAAUGAAAUUGAAAAACGUUGUGUAAAACAUCAAAAAAGUGAAAUCGAAGUUAAAAAACAAUGCGCAGUCUAUAAAGAAUUCGUUGAGGAAUUAAAACGUAAAAGAGAAAAUUUGACCGAACGAAUAUUAGCCGGUGCCAAUGCAUAUAAAACUCUUUAUCGUAAAUACAAAGCACUCGAACAUAUGAUUGACAAAACAAAUCGACAAAGCCUGCAAUCACUAAAACCAAAUUCACCGACAUUAUCCAAUGAAACCGGUCUCAAUGAAGAAGUAUUGGUUACACUUCUUCGUAAUUCACAUGAACUACAGCAACAAGAUCAACAAAGAAUUGUUCGAGAAGAUGACAAAAAUACGAUCAUAACAAUGAUACAAAAUAAAAAUACUAACGAAGAAAUACGAGAAUGUCCAAUGUGCUAUUGGGAAUUUCCAGAACAUUUAACACUCGACAACAAAAAAGAACAUAUUGAAAAUCAUUUUGCUUAG
Molecule: messenger RNA, 1854 nt
Organism: Rotaria socialis
Lineage: Eukaryota; Metazoa; Rotifera; Eurotatoria; Philodinida; Philodinidae
Source: the annotation of a GenBank genome assembly